UUAUCUCAAUUCGAAUACAAAUCACGGUCAGCAGGCACUUUAAGUGUCUCUGCUUAUUAUGGACGGCCGAUAAGUGAAGUUACAAAAGUCAAAACAGAUACAAUCUCGCUGGAGAUAACUUUUUUGCAGAAUAAAAUGCCGGCAAAUAAUACCGAAGCCGAGUUGGCACAGAAUGCAUUUGCAAAAAUUAGGAAUUUUGUCACUGUGGAACCGGUACUUUUAGCACUUGCAAUACCGUUCUAUUUACAGACAAUAUCGGGGCAAAAUUUAGCUUUGGAAAAGUCUUGUCGUGUCAAUCUUCAAUUUAGUACAACGGUUUGUGACAAUAUGAUUGAUAAGGCAUUGAACGGAAUCCAUUGCGGAAACGUAGAUGUGACGGUGGAGCAAUUGAAUCGAACCGUCGAAGAGUCUGAAAAAAAUGCCGAAUCAACAGCUUAUGAUGUCAAAAACGGUACAGACUACUCACUUAUACAACAGGAAGCAUGUCGAGCGGAAAUAGAAAGCCAGAAAUUAAUCAGCACCAUCAGUGGCUACAUGGCGCCAUUGGAGUCUGUGAUUGGCAUAGUGGUAAUAUUAAUUGGAGGCUAUUGGAGCGACGUUACUGGACGACGGAAACCUUUGAUUCUGUUUCCGGCUAUUGGAGCAUUUUUAGCGUUAGUAGUUUUUCUGAUUAGCGCUACUUUUAUGACUUCCCUACCAGUCGAAUUCACAGCUGUAUUGGUUUCACUAAUCGAAGCAAUAUCCGGAGGAACGAACCUACUGUGGAUGGGAAUAUUCUGCUAUGUGACUGAUAUCACACAAGAAAAGGACCGCGUGUUUCGUUUUGGACUGUUGUAUCAGCUGUACCCAUUGGUGGCUAUAUGCACACUACCCUUCUCUGGAAUUUUGUACAAAAAGCUCGGAUAUAUCAAACUCGUUCUCGUUUCGUUGUCCAUUCAGAUUUUUGGUAUUGUCUAUUUGAUUCUGUUUUUAAAGGAACCGCGAAAAGAAAUCGAUGCUAAUCAGCAGAUUGCGGAGAAAGCAUCAGCGGAUCGAAUUCAUUUUGAUUCGGAAAUUAAAGAACCGACUGUGACGGCCGGCAGAUCUGGAGAAAAUAAAUUUGAAUCGCGCCAAAUCGAUUUGUUUCAAAGGAAGUUUUUGGAGGCCGCUAACAAUUUUUCGGUGGUGUUGACGAGACGUCGCGACGGAAUGAAACGAACGAUCAUUUGGCUUCUACUGUUCAGCAAUUUUUUGUUUGUUGGAUGUGAGUACGAAUACGUAAACGAAUAUUUCUUUGUUCGAACGAAAUUAAAUUGGGAAGCGUUAGAAGAAAGUCCGUUUGCCGCAUAUAGCAGUACUACUGCGUUUUUAGGCAACAUCCUCAUGACGACUAUUUUCAGUAAAUACUUUCAUUUCGCUGAUGUUGUUAUUGGACUAAUAUCGUCCUUGUUCUCUUCAGUUGCAAAAUUAAUUUACAUCACCGUCUCCACAACGGUUAUGUUAUAUGUGGGUCGAUCAUUUGAUUCGUUUUUGGCUUCUAGCAACGUAGCGAAUCGUUGUAUUUUGUCAACGGUCGUUGAUCAACAUGAAAUCGGGCGCAUCUUUUCACUGACAGCCCUGCUGGAUAAUUUGAGUAAAUUUUCCUUCGUUACCAUUUAUACGAACGUCUAUAAGCACACCGUGGACACAUUCCCGAAUGCAUAUUUCAUCGUUAGUUUUGGGGCAAUUACAACCAUGGCUGCAAUUUUUGGAUUUCUUUGUUUCCACAUGAAAGACAUGUCAACAAGUGUAACAGAUGCAGUGGUAGCUACAACCGACAGUGUGGACAUAACAAUGGAAGAAUCCGCAACAAGCAGCGCAGAAGAACACCAAUAAUGAUACAAUCAUUCGCCUGGAAGCGUUUGACAUAAACCGUAUAUAAUAAGCG
This is a messenger RNA of Bradysia coprophila, 1906 nucleotides long. Its product is annotated as proton-coupled folate transporter-like. Gene Ontology annotation, biological process: transmembrane transport. The record is from RefSeq and is a predicted model, not a curated record. Gene Ontology annotation, cellular component: membrane. Gene Ontology annotation, molecular function: transmembrane transporter activity. NCBI's taxonomy places the organism in Eukaryota, Metazoa, Arthropoda, Insecta, Diptera, Sciaridae.